Callithrix jacchus (white-tufted-ear marmoset) is the source of this 2245-nucleotide messenger RNA. Lineage: Eukaryota; Metazoa; Chordata; Mammalia; Primates; Cebidae. The record is from RefSeq and is a predicted model, not a curated record.
GUGAUGAUGUAAGUAGUGUUGGCGUGGUGACGUACGAGGGGCCGCGCGUGUUGCGGCCUGGGGUCGGUACGUAGGUUUAGAAUUGUCGCGGGCAGCGGGGCGCUCCAGUUGCAGACUCCACUUGGUUUCUUUUAGGCGUUUGUCAAGUAUCCUGUCUGUUCCGCCCCGUUGGGAAGAGGCAAGCGGAAAGGUCCUGUGCGGACAGAGCUGGAAGUCUUGAAGGAGGAAGCGUGCAGCUGGAGGGUUCUGGAGUGUCUUAUAGCCGAGCUGGAGCCGCUGUGAAGCGAGGGUUCUCGCAGGCGCAUUCGAACCGCGACGUCUGGGCUGCAUUCACGGAGGGCCAGGGCGGCCGCACGAUGCUGGGGGCCCGCUGCUUGCUCUGGGCUGUGCGCUUUUGUUCCUCCGCCCCCUGCCCCAGGCACAAACCUUCAGCCAAACUGAGCGUGCGGGACGCUCUCGGGGCCCAGAACACGAGUGGGGAACGUGUUAAGGUCCAGGGAUGGGUUCGUUCUGUCCGAUCUCAGAAGGAAGUCUUGUUCCUGCAUGUAAAUGAUGGGUCAUCUUUGGAAAGCCUUCAGGUUGUUGCAGAUUCAAGCCUUGACAGUAGAGAAUUAACUUUUGGGAGUUCUGUAGAAGUCCAAGGGCAGCUGGUAAAAAGUCCAUCCAAAAGGCAAAAUGUGGAACUGAAGGCAGAAAACAUUAAAGUUAUUGGAAACUGUGAUGCCAAGACUUUCCCCAUCAGAUACAAAGAAAGGCAUCCUCUGGAGUACCUGAGACAAUAUCCUCACUUGAGGUGUAGGACUAACAUUCUGGGAUCUAUAUUGAGGAUUCGCAGUGAAGCGACAGCUGCUAUUCAUUCUUUCUUUAAGGACAAUGGCUUUGUGCAUAUUCAUACUCCAAUAAUCACAUCCAAUGACUGUGAGGGAGCUGGAGAACUUUUUCAACUUGAAGCUGCAGGCAAAAUAAAAAUACCUGAGGAGAAUUUCUUCAAUGUUCCUGCUUUCUUAACUGUCUCAGGACAACUUCAUCUAGAAGUGAUGUCAGGAGCUUUUACUCAAGUGUUUACCUUUGGUCCAACCUUCCGAGCUGAAAAUUCUCAGAGCCGGAGGCACCUGGCAGAGUUUUAUAUGAUAGAAGCAGAGAUUUCUUUUGUUGACAGCCUUCAAGAUCUCAUGCAGGUUAUGGAGAAACUCUUCAAGGCUACAACAAUGAUGGUUCUCUCAAAUUGUCCUGAAGAUGUUAAACUCUGUUACAAAUUCAUAGCUCCUGGCCAAAAGGACAGAUUAGAACAUAUGCUGAAAAACAACUUUUUAAUACAGGAAUUUGCGGGCCGGGUGCGGUGGCUCACGCCUAUAAUCCCAGCACUUUGGGAGGCCGAGGCGGGUGGAUCACGAGGUCAAGAGAUCGAGACCAUUCUGGUCAAAAAGUGGGGUAUUGAUCUACAAACUGAACAUGAAAAGUACCUGGUGAAGCACUGUGGCAGCAUACCUGUCUUUGUCAUUAAUUAUCCAUUAGCACUCAAGCCUUUCUACAUGAGGGAUAAUGAAGACGGCCCUCAGCACACAGUUGCUGCUGUUGAUCUUCUGGUUCCUGGAGUUGGGGAACUCUUUGGAGGAGGCCUCAGAGAAGAACGAUACCAUUUCUUAGAGGAGCGCUUAGCCAGAUCAAGACUUACAGAAGUCUACCAAUGGUAUCUGGACCUUCGUCGAUUUGGAUCUGUGCCACAUGGAGGUUUUGGGAUGGGAUUUGAACGCUAUCUUCAGUGCAUCUUGGGAGUUGACAAUAUCAAAGAUGUUAUUCCUUUCCCAAGGUUUCCUCAUUCAUGUCUUUUAUAGCUGGAAGAUUGGUUAACGAAAAGCACCUCAUGGCAGAGGCACUGCACAUGAUUUCUGCAUACAUUAGAAUGCAUGUUUGGAUUUUAGAAAUGCAGAUUUCAAUAUGUAAUUGUUGUGGUGCCAUAAGACAUCAUAGAAAAAAAUGUAAGUGGUUUUCAUUUUCUUAGAAAGUUGAGGCAUUUCACAUAAGGAUGAUUUCCCCCAAGAAGAGGUACUUACAGCAAGGGUACUCUCAAAUCCUUUACCUCAAUUAAGAAGAAAUGAAGAAAUUGAAUUAGAUAGUCUCAAAGUUUCUUUUCAACUCUAAAACAGGAUGAGAUAGUGUAUUUUACUUUGUCUAUAAUCAUUAAAUCACUUUCCUGUGUAACUUUUGAGAAUCAUCUAGUAGAUCAAAAUAAUGUUGGAUCUUU